UUCCCAUGGUAGUGUCACCCCAAGUUCGUGUUGAAUUCAAGGACGAUAACGACCAUUCCAUCAUACGUAACGUUAAGGCCCGGUCUGUGAAAACGCCAUUUUUUGGCUCUCGGAAACUGAACAUACAGCUUGUCGUCUCCGUUAAAGCAUUGUCUUAUCUAGCAGCAAAAAACCAAUGUACUAAAAUAAGCGUAAAUAAAAAGUUACCGUACUAAUAUUACGGACUUCUGGAGAAGUAAUACAUGCUUUGCUCAAUCUGAUUU
Molecule: messenger RNA, 263 nt
Organism: Mycotypha africana
Lineage: Eukaryota; Fungi; Mucoromycota; Mucoromycetes; Mucorales; Mycotyphaceae
Exons: 1
Coding region: 6-215 (69 amino acids)
Source: RefSeq, a predicted model, not a curated record